AUGGACUGUGGUUGUUGUGUGCCUUCACAGCAAGGCACGCCGUUUGGUGUGCCUGGGUAUAAAUUCAUGACUGAAGCCUUGUAAAUAUUUGAUUAAUUUAACAAGGUACUAAUUGAAGAUCAGAACUAACACAAGAGUCUCACUGGACAAGAAACAACCACCAGUCCAGUAUUUGGGUGGAGAAGAGAACAAGAACAGGACAACAAUGAACAUUCAGUCUGCCAUUAACAAAGAGGUCUUCAUCCCUCGUGAUGAGCGGAUGCUGGUGGCGGUGGAGGUGAGGAGGAGGAAAAGGAAGAGGAUGUCUUUCCUGCCUACUGGAGCCAAAGCGGAUUAUGCCACAUUCAUCUGUGUGUCAGUUACCAACACCAGACCACAUCAGCUUCUCAUUACUAAGGUGAAGCGGUUUGGUGGCUCCCCCACCUUCACCAGGAGAUCCCAGUGGAUGGUGGAGCAGCUCCGACAGGUUAAUGGCAUUAACCCCAACAAGGAUAGCCCAGAGUUUGACCUGGUUUUUGAUAAUACAGUGGAUCAGUGGGUGGCUAGCUCCUCGGCAGAAAAGUGUAUCUUUGUCCAAAUCCUGUACCAUGCUUGCCAGACGUACUGGGAGGGGAAAGCAGAUCGUCUGGGAAAACCAAGGAAGACGGGAAAAGAAGGCCAACAGGAGAGAGUUAAUAAGUGCGAUCAAGACGUGGCAGGAGCUGGUCCCAGAGAAUCCAAAACCCUACAGGCCCGACGGAAGAGCAUUGUUCCUCCCAGACACACAGAAUUCAUUAACUGCCAGUCCAAACUAACAGGAGAUGCCUGCACCAUGAAUCUGGUCAUCUAUCGUUGCAAAGCCUUCUUGAAUCGUGUAAAAAACAUGAUGGUUGCAAACCAAAGUCACUCACCAGGUCAAGGUCGAACAGGGCACCGUGCCACAGGCAGAAAUGUUGGUAAUGUUGUCCAGAGGAUGACUGUGACUCUGGGAGAGCGUGGAAACAGGCUGACUUGUGCUGAGGACAAGACUGUGGAGCUGACACACAAAGUCCAGCAGUUUGCAGACACAGCUCAUAAGCUGGCCCUGAAAUAUUCAAAGUAGAGUGUGUUGGAGGGAGAGUCCUGUAAUAAAGACACUAACCCAGCAGCUACAGCUAACUCAACAAGAUGCUACUGAGAAGACAAUACGGAGAGUGGUUCUCCAGGCUGUCACUGAUAUGCUUCUAUUACAACUGAAUGUAGUAAAGAGAACUAAAUACUGCGUCCCUGUGAUCUGAGGACCUUCUGUCCCAUGACUGAAUGCCACCUGCACCAUUUUCAUUUGAAAUGUUUUGUCUGUUGUCAGAUAGUUCAUGAAAAAGAAAAAGGUAGACUUAUUUAACAUUUAAAUACCCUUGAAAUUUAUUUUGAAACCACUGCAGAUAAGAGUUCGUACUGCUCACAGUGUAUUCUAUUUGAUUUGGUAAGGUAUGUCCACAUUAUGUGACUUUGAUUUAACGUGCUCUAAUAUGUGUCUUUCAUAGUAUUGUCCAGUCUGAUGUCAUUACUUGUUGCUGCCCUUCUGUGUUUUUGUGUGUGUAUAUGCUCGAUAUACAGUGCAGGGUCUCCUGUGUUGUCCACUGUGUUAACAUUAUCUGUCAUGAACAUCAAAGUGUCACAUUAUAUUUACCUUGAUGUCUAUGUCAUUUUGUUUCUUUGUAUUAUCUUAGAAAGUGGAAUGCAGGUAGAUUUGGUAGUUCAGGUAAAUGGUUUUGAUUGAGACCAGUUCUCUUAAAUGUUUGGUUUAUUGCUUUUGGAUGCAGAUUGUAUGUGAUGUAAAUGUGUGAAGUUUUAAUUUUAACCUACCUACUUUUCUCUGUGCUCUAAUUAAAUAAAAACGAGUUGAGCUCA
This is a messenger RNA of Archocentrus centrarchus (flier cichlid), 1869 nucleotides long. It is a transcript of the gene stxbp6l, whose product is annotated as syntaxin binding protein 6 (amisyn), like. NCBI's taxonomy places the organism in Eukaryota, Metazoa, Chordata, Actinopteri, Cichliformes, Cichlidae. Gene Ontology annotation, cellular component: exocyst; plasma membrane. The record is from RefSeq and is a predicted model, not a curated record. Gene Ontology annotation, molecular function: phosphatidylinositol-4,5-bisphosphate binding. The transcript is spliced from 7 exons. Bases 206 to 1081 code for a protein of 291 amino acids. Gene Ontology annotation, biological process: Golgi to plasma membrane transport; exocytosis.